AUGACAGAUAAUAAAAAACGUCAGCGCGAGGAAUCCCCGGGAAAGACAAAGACAAAGAAAUCAAAAGUUGCUAUCGAAAUGUAUGAACCAGCUAUUCUCACCCAUAAGCAGUGUCUUCUCGCGACUUUCUACGGAUGGGACAGUCAGGCGCUCGACGAGGAGAGCGAAAAUGCAGCCACAGUCAAUGAUCUUAGCAAUGUUAUACAAGGCAGCGUGUUACACGGUGAGGGCAAUAGUGCGCUCGUCGUCGGUGGCAGGGGUACAGGAAAGAGUCUCGCGAUACAAUCAGCAUUGAGUCUAUCGUCGGAAGAACGGUUUAUUCCAAUACACCUCCAUGGAUCUGUGCAGACGACCGAUAAGAUGGCUCUCCGCGAAAUGGCGAGGCAGAUACGCAAUCGUGGUGGUACUGUAUCGUCAUUAGACGCGCUCGAUAAGGAAGAUCAUUUGAUAGAUAUUUCACAAAGUACUCUCACCGCUCUUCUCACCCUUUUAUCCGCUUCUGCACUCCCGAUCGUCGUUAUUCUGAACGAAUUUGAUUUGUUCGCGACGCAUGCCCGUCAGGCGUUGCUCUAUUGUCUUCUUGAUUGCGCACAAGGUGGCCAAAGAAGAGGUGGUCUAGCUGUUAUUGGUACGACCUGCAGAUAUGAUGCUAUCGAUAUGCUCGAAAAGAGAGUCAAGAGUCGAUUUUCACAGCGUGUAUUGCACGUUUCAAGUCCAAGAACCUGGACUGAGUGGUCCACACUCGCCAGGAAUGCUCUGAGCUGUGAAGUGAUAGAGGGCGUACCCCAUAUGUCUGCUUUCGAACACAAAUGGGAGAUACAUAUCAAUGCCUUGUUUAAAGACCCUCAAUUUGAUCUGGUGCUCAAGAUGCUGUUUGAUAUGUCGGCAGACGUUCAGACACUCUAUAGAGUGCUCGCUAUACCCAUUGCAAAUAUGACAACAGAGACGCCAUUCCCAUCAGCAAAAGAUUUCCUGCUUGCUAGCAUGUCGCAGCGGCCUAUAGACGCGCACCAGCUGAUAGACACACUGCCACUACCUGCUCUGGCUUUAGUUAUAGCAGCCAAGCAAAUCUCGAGUCGGGACAUCGAUCAGUUUACCUUUGAACUCGUGAACAAAGAGUAUGACGACUGGGCGCGCAAGACGAUAAUGGCACCCACGUCACGUAGUAUAGAUAUUACAAGUACAGGAGCACGGGUGAACAUUAGCGUCUGGCCGAAACACGUUUUGAUGGGUGCAUUCGAUACGCUUGUAGACCUUAACAUAUUCGUUCCGGUAGCAUCAGCCAAUGCUAUCGCGAGUGGAGAAAUGCGCGAAUAUUGCAAACACCGGUGUAGCAUUGAAAAUGGUGAGAUAAGACAAGCGGUGGAGAAGCGCAAGGAUAUACCGACGGCUCUAUACAAAUGGGGACACAGUUGGAACUAAUGUUUAGAUAAUUGUACG
Messenger RNA from Wallemia mellicola CBS 633.66, 1440 nucleotides. RefSeq names its product origin recognition complex, subunit 4. Gene Ontology annotation, biological process: DNA replication; DNA replication initiation. NCBI's taxonomy places the organism in Eukaryota, Fungi, Basidiomycota, Wallemiomycetes, Wallemiales, Wallemiaceae. The record is from RefSeq and is a predicted model, not a curated record. Bases 1 to 1422 code for a protein of 473 amino acids. Gene Ontology annotation, molecular function: ATP binding; ATP hydrolysis activity; DNA replication origin binding. The transcript has 5 exons. Gene Ontology annotation, cellular component: nucleus; nuclear origin of replication recognition complex.